Messenger RNA from Periconia digitata, 3040 nucleotides. The record is from the annotation of a GenBank genome assembly. Lineage: Eukaryota; Fungi; Ascomycota; Dothideomycetes; Pleosporales; Periconiaceae.
UUCGUUCCUUGCCGUGCUGCGUCUUUCGAAAUCAAUCACAAUGAGGAUUUCAGUGCAAUCUGCUCUGAUCACGCUUGCGAGCACAUCUGCUUGCGCAGGUCAAGGGUACACAAACGAAUCCGAAGUACCACUUUACGGUCAAAGCCCGCCUGUAUACCCAAGUCCUGUCGGAAAUGGCACCAGUAACUCAAAAUGGUCGGCGUCGUACGCUCGCGCUAAGGAGCUUGUUGGACAAAUGACGCUGGAAGAGAAGGCCAACAUCACACGCGGCUUUACCGGACGAUGCGUGGGAAAUUCAGGGGCAAUUCCGCGACUCAACAUUCCGCCACUAUGCUUCGCUGAUGCUCCGGACGGCAUUCGAGGGCAGGAGUUCGUCUCCGCUUUCCCCGCUCAGAUUCACCUGGCUGCGACUUUCUCCAAAGAUCUUAUGUACCAGUACGGCCAUGCAUUGGGUAAAGAGUACCGGGGGAAAGGCAUCAAUGUCGCUUUAGGCCCAGUAGCUGGACCACUUGGACGUGUUGCUCGAGGUGGACGAAAUUGGGAGGGGCUGAGCAACGACCCAUACCUUGCUGGCAUUGGUAUGGGAGCAGUCACUCGCGGUAUGCAGGACACAGGAGUCAUAAGCACUCCUAAGCAUUGGCUCCUCAAUGAACAGGAAUUCCGGCGUCGACCCAACCAGGACGUGGAGGGCGAGGCCCUCUCCAGCAACGUCGAUGACCGAACUCUACACGAGCUGUACGCUUUCCCAUUUAUGGACUCUCUCCGCGAGGGGGCUGGCUCUGUCAUGUGCUCAUAUCAACGUGUCAACAACUCCUAUGGAUGCCAGAAUUCCAAGCUUCUCAACGGAAUUCUCAAGACGGAGCUCGGAUUCGAGGGCUUCGUCGUGAGCGACUGGCAAGCUCAACAUGCUGGUGUUGCGACAGCUAACGCAGGUCUCGAUAUCGUAAUGCCCGAUGGGGGAUUCUGGGGACAAAAUCUCACCGACGCAGUCAACAAUGGUAGCGUCAGCACUGAUCGCAUUAAUGAUAUGGCUACUCGCAUCAUCGCAACGUGGUACCAGCUCGGACAAGACCAAGACUAUCCAGAAAUUGGUGUCUAUUCGAAUCUACAGAAGCACCUUGCCGUGGAAGUCCAAGAUGAUCACGCAGAUCUAAUCCGCGAAAUUGGUGCCGCUGGAACCGUUCUCGUCAAGAACGUCAACAACACGUUGCCGCUCAAGAACCCUAAGUUCCUUACCGUUUAUGGAUAUGACGCUGUUGUAAAAACAAAUCCCUGGCAAAACCCGUCUCGAUUUGGCGGUGGUUACGAAGUCAACUUUGGAUGGAACACGCUAAACGGUACCAUGAUCACAGGCGGAGGAUCAGGGUCCAGUACCCCAUCCUACGUGAUCAGUCCAUUCCAAGCCAUCAAUGAGCGUAUAGCGAAGAAUCGUGGGACUAUUCGCUGGGACUUCGAGUCUGAGAACCCGUACUCUCCGUACGUUAAUGCCGAAGCAUGCUUGGUCUUCAUCAAUGCCUACGCUAGCGAGAGCUUUGACCGAACUAGUUUAACAGACGGAUUCAGCGAUAAUUUGGUAAACAACGUGGCCGCCAACUGCUCGAACACCAUUGUUGUGGUCCACUCAACCGGUAUUCGCACGGUAGAUGCGUGGAUCGAACAUCCAAACGUCACCGCCGUGCUGUUUGGUCUCCUUCCUGGACAAGAGUCUGGCAACUCCAUUGCAGACAUCUUAUAUGGAGAUGUCGCACCAUCUGGCAAACUCCCUUUUACCGUAGCAAAGAACGAGUCGGACUAUGGCGCCCUUCUCAACUCUUCUGUGUCCUUUGAUGCAUUUCCUCAGGAUGAUUUCACAGAGGGCGUGUACAUCGACUACCGUGCUUUCGAUCGCGAUAACAUCGAGCCGCGUUACGAAUUCGGCUUUGGCCUAACGUACACCACCUUCAACUACAGUGGCCUGCAAAUCGCAAAUACCAACUUGCGCGUCGAUUCGCUACCCGACCCGAAUAUUUCCAUCGUCCAGGGCGGUCACCCACAACUCUGGGAUGUAGUUCAAUCUAUCAACGCUACCGUUGGUAACUCCGGAUCAGUUGCAGCGUACGAAGUCGCGCAGUUGUAUGUCGGCAUCCCUGAUUCUCCUGCCAGACAGCUGCGAGGUUUCGAAAGGAUAUGGUUAGCUGCCGGAGAAACAAAGACUGUCACAUUCGACUUGACAAGAAGAGAUUUGAGUAUCUGGGACGUCGUUGCGCAGCAGUGGAGGGUUCAAGAAGGGGAGUAUCAAGCUUGGGUAGGCGCCAGCAGCAGAGAUUUGAGAUUGAACGGGACUUUCAGCAUCCGGAAUUAAAAGUUUGGGGCUGUUCUAGUGCUUGCAUUUCCGCACUUGGGCGGCGCGAUACUUAGUAGUAUGAUGCGUAAUUAAUAUUCAAGUAGUACGUAAUACUGAACAAUGAUAGAUGACUCCACUGCUCUGUGACGGGUUUACCUUCCCUACACUCCUAUGAGGUUAAUCAGUGCGACCUCCAUCGGCCCAUGAUGUUGGCAGCAUCACUCACAUAGCAAACACUUUGAAAUUUUAUGUAAUCAUCAGAAACAAAAUUCAAUGUAUUCACCUCGUUUUCUAAACCUUAUAAAAUCACCAAGCCGUCACGGAAAUCAUCCCCAACACAAACAUCCACCUCUAAUCACCAACCUCUACCUCUCCACAAAAUUCCAUCAAACUAGUCUCCUCCAAUACCCUCCCCAUCAAAAUUCGCUAUUCCAUUCCUACUACUCUGCGAUAAGUUCAGUAGCAGCUGCAAGUAUACUGCUGGAAGGCAUUAUUCAUAGUGCAGCAGCGCGCGGGACAUUUAUCUCCGGAGCACGUGACGUUCUUCUCCUUCUUGGCCUUCCCGCGGGCUUCGAUGGCGAUGGCUUUGGCGGCGUUAGCGGUGGUGAUGCCUUCGGGUUGGGGGAGCGUAGCUGGUGGCCACGAAGGUGGAAAGGAUGGCGAGGGCGAUGGUUGAGAAAUGCAUUGCGUUGGUUUGGGUAUCGACUUAUGAAGUUU